AUGCAGAAGCGGAGAGUCGCAGUAAGUGAGAUCCUGCUGCCGUCUGGAAUUAGGCCGCCAGACGAGGUGCCUGGACAAGCCAGAGAUCUCACUGUGGUGGGAGAACUCCAGGGUGUUUCUCACACGGGAAUACUGAAUGUUGAUUUGUCUCCGACAACUGCCCUCGCUGUCGGCCCCAGACGAUGCGCCAGCUCGCUGCUACCUAAUCCGUCUCUGCGCUCGUGUAUCAACAAUUUCGACGGGCAACAAGUCCAGGGCGAAAGUGGAUCGAGAACCAACUUCUCCGACUGGGAAAACAACAGAGGCUUUACGGUCAAUUCUCCAGCCUCCGCUUCGUCUUUGUUUCCCUUCUCACGUUUCAGUUCCAUCUCCAGACAGGAAGGGGGCACUCCGACAUCCACGACUCAGGGAAAGAGCGGGACUCAUAAAAUCUGUCUGGUGUGCUCUGAUGAGGCCUCGGGGUGCCAUUAUGGAGUCCUCACCUGCGGCAGCUGCAAGGUCUUCUUCAAGAGAGCAGUGGAAGGCCAGCAUAACUACCUGUGUGCCGGGAGGAACGACUGCAUCAUUGACAAAAUCAGGCGAAAGAACUGCCCGGCCUGCCGCUUCCGCAAAUGCCUGAUGGCAGGCAUGAACCUGGAAGCUCGCAAAACGAAGAAGCUGAAUCGCUUAAAGGGCAACCAGAGCAGCAACCCGCCGGAGAUGAUGCCCUCGCCGCCGGUCGAGGCUCGCUCGCUGGUGCCCAAGUGCAUGCCCCAGCUCGUCCCCACCAUGCUGUCCCUGCUGAAGGCCAUCGAGCCGGACACCAUCUACGCGGGCUACGACGGCACGCUCCCGGACACGUCCACGCGCCUCAUGACCACGCUGAACAGGCUGGGCGGGCGGCAGGUCAUCUCCGCCGUGAAGUGGGCCAAGGCUCUGCCAGGUUUCAGGAACCUGCACCUGGACGACCAGAUGACCCUGCUGCAGUGCUCCUGGCUCUUCCUCAUGUCGUUCAGCCUGGGCUGGAGGUCUUACCAGCAGUGCGACGGCAACAUGCUCUGCUUCGCACCAGACCUCGUCAUCAAUGAGGAGCGGAUGAAGCUGCCCUACAUGGCCGAGCAGUUUGAUCAGAUGCUGAAGAUUUCCAGCGAGUUCGUCCGGCUGCAGGUUUCCCACGAGGAGUACCUGUGCAUGAAGGUCCUGCUGCUGCUCAGCACAGUGCCCAAGGACGGCCUGAAGAGCCAGGCGGUGUUCGACGAGAUCCGCAUGUCGUACAUCAAAGAGCUGGGAAAAGCCAUAGUGAAGCGCGAGGAGAACUCCAGCCAGAACUGGCAGCGUUUCUACCAGCUCACCAAGUUGUUGGACUCCAUGCACGAGAUGGGCAGCGGACUGCUCAGCUUCUGCUUCUACACCUUCGUGAAUAAAUUCCUGAGCGUGGAGUUCCCCGAGAUGCUGGCCGAGAUCAUCAGCAAUCAGCUACCAAAAUUCAAGGCCGGAAGCGUCAAACCUCUCCUCUUCCACCAGAAGUGACUGUUUCCUGUAGCAGCAACAAUGCCUUAAACUCCCACCACGUCACCUCACCAGCCUGACAAAACCCCCCCGCCCCUUCGCCCCCCCCCCACCCCCACCCCUCCGCUGGACAAGAGCAACAAACGGAAAGGACUUUACACCAGUAGGGAGCGGUGUUUUCUAGCAGCAAGUGUGCAUCUCUGUGCUGAUGGGUCUGGUGGGGUGGGGGGGCUGGGGGGGCGGGGCCGCGGGAGAAGCAAUGUGUGUGUGUGUAGGAACCAGACCUCGAGCACAAGACGUUUCGCUGUGUUGAGUAGGCUAAGAUGUAGUGUCUAAUAACGAAUAGGAAAAGUUUGUGAAGCUAACGGCAAAGAGAAAUAGGCUAACAUUCAUGUUGUCUCAGGUGUCUUACCUUGAAAUUCAGAGCGAUAUCUGAAAUAGAAACAACAAAAUAUCUAUGUAAAGGUUCUGAUAGUAUUUUCUACAUUUUCAAAGUAACAGUUUAUACACUUUUCCAGGUCACCGCUGCCCAAGGAGGCAGCAAAUCGGAAUAACGCGCUCUUAUUACGUAGGCUUUUUGUGUUCCACUUUUAGUUUUUAUAGGAGGUUGUAACGAAAACGUUUUUUUCAGUCGCACAGAUACAACGACGACAACGAAAAAAACAAAACAAAACAAAAAAAACAAAACAGUUUUCUAGUGAUUUUUUUCAAAAGCAUAUUUUAUUUGCUUUGAUUAUAACAUAUAAAGUUGUGUGGGCCUGUUAGCCAAUGGAGUCCUCCCACAAGCAGACCUCUUCCAGGUUUACAUGUCAACUACAAAAAGGGAAAAAGAUGUGCCUUUUUUGCUUCGAAUAUCAUCUAAGCCAUGUUUUUUUCCUGCUAUACGUGAACCUCUCAUCAUCUACCUUCAUUAUAAGUUGAUUGUACUUUUUUAUAUAUUACACGCAGUUGCAGCUUUUCUCUUUUUCUAGUGGCUGUUUAUCUUUACAAAUGGCAGCUCGCUCCACCCUCUGUGCGUAGAAGUGUCGUCGUUCUCGCUAAGAAAUGAAAUUUAGCCUGCUUCCCUUCCCCGCGGUCCCGACGCGCACUGGCGCCGUCGGUGCGACGCGAGCGAAAGGCUUUAAAAAGACUGUGAAGAUGUGAAGAUGGGCUCGGUGUUGUAUAUCGGUCUUUCGAGAAAGACUUUAAAGAUGUGGAAAAGUGUGGACUUUUUUUUAAUCUUGCCCCCCCCUGCUCCCCCCGGUAGUCUAAUCUUUAGAAAAAUAUGUGAUGGAUACGAGCGUUUCUCAAUCACAAGUGGAAGGGCAUGUGUUGUUGUGCUUGCAAGCUUGUCGUUUUUGAUAUUCGGAAAUACUAAUAUCUGUAGAUUUAUUACUGCUGAAAGCGAUUAGAAAAUAACCGUCCUCCACACUUUCUUGUUUUUUUUUUUUUUAAUCAAUCGUUUUGGUAUAAAUAGUCGUAAUUCCUCUGAAGACUUCUGCAGUACAAACUUUGCUCUUUGUAAGAAUUGGCUAAGGGGUACCUUUUAUUCUUGAAACUGCAUACCUUUCAUUUUCUUUAAGGAAUAGUUUAAUUUUUUGGGGGGGAAAACAGUUUUUUUUUGCAAAGAUGUAGAUUGGUACUACUGUCAUGUCUCUGCUACAAGCCCAAGUUAAGAACGUGAAAAAGUGAACUCCGUCUGAAAGACAGAAAGCUCUUACCUCUGGUAUCGACCGUCUCUUUACUGAGAUGAGACGUCUGGUUUCCACCGGCUGAUCGUCCUUCUCUGUCUGGCACAAUAACAGGCUAGAGAGCUACUCAUUGUAAAUAAAAAAAAAUCACAUUAAUAUUCAGAGAUUGAUAUAAUCAAUUAAUACUCAAGCUGUCAUUAUGCCUGAUUUGAUAUAGUUAUAUAAAUAAGUCGCGUUUUUGUUGUCGAGAAAAUUCUAAAUUAAGCACUGCACUUAUAAUAAAAUGUGAAUUUGAAUGCGAUGCAGGUAUAAUGACAAUUUGGAAUCAAAGUAAUCGAUAAACCUUCCCAGUCACAGGUGUGCAGAUUAUUGUACCGCUAAACGUUGCUUUGAAAUUUUAAAAGAGGUUUUCUGUGCCAUCCGUUCUGGUGUUUCAUCGAUCGCAGCGAAUACAAAACACCGUAAAGUCUCAAAGACUCCGAGCAGCAUGUAGGGCUUCCAGUACCGUACGGCGUCUGCGUCAAAUAUACAUCCAGAAAUCCGCGCUGCUGUAGAGACAUGAUAUGUAUUAACCUCAGGUCUUAGCAAGAAGACAAAUACGACGGUUUCCCCCC
Poecilia latipinna (sailfin molly) is the source of this 3772-nucleotide messenger RNA. RefSeq names its product glucocorticoid receptor-like. NCBI's taxonomy places the organism in Eukaryota, Metazoa, Chordata, Actinopteri, Cyprinodontiformes, Poeciliidae. The record is from RefSeq and is a predicted model, not a curated record. Gene Ontology annotation, molecular function: sequence-specific DNA binding; zinc ion binding; DNA-binding transcription factor activity. The transcript is spliced from 9 exons. Bases 1 to 1509 code for a protein of 502 amino acids. Gene Ontology annotation, biological process: regulation of DNA-templated transcription.